AUGACGACUCGACAGCGGAUCGUUAAAGCUGAUGGCAGCCAACCCACCGACGUCGAAAUGGAGGUCGAGCGAUGCCUCGCCGAAAUCGAGAGGAGCAUUGUGGGCUUGGACUACAAGCGCAAGAAUUUGAAGAUACGCCCGCGCUCACGCACGCUCACCAGCGUGCAGGAUGCCAUGCUGGACGACAUCGUAGCCCCCUCCGAGGUCGUUGGCCGCAGGUGGCGUGUGAGGGCCGACGGGUCGAAGCUCAUGAAGGUUCACCUCGACCCGAAGGACAAGGCGAAGGAUAACCUCGAGGAGAAACUUUGGACGUUCGCUGCUGUGUACAAGCGCCUGACCAAUAAGGACGCCGCUUUCCUCUUCCCUGACCACGUCUACUAA
This is a messenger RNA of Cyclospora cayetanensis, 381 nucleotides long. Its product is annotated as 40S ribosomal protein S7. The transcript has 3 exons. Gene Ontology annotation, cellular component: ribosome; cytosolic small ribosomal subunit; 90S preribosome. NCBI's taxonomy places the organism in Eukaryota, Apicomplexa, Conoidasida, Eucoccidiorida, Eimeriidae. Bases 1 to 381 code for a protein of 126 amino acids. Gene Ontology annotation, biological process: ribosomal small subunit biogenesis; rRNA processing; translation. The record is from RefSeq and is a predicted model, not a curated record. Gene Ontology annotation, molecular function: structural constituent of ribosome.